AAUGAGAAAAACCUACCUUUGUAUUUUAGGGCAGUUCUGUGGAAAAGUCGGAAAAUCACAAUAUGGCGUCGCACCUAAGAUGGCGAAAAGUGAUUUUCUUACACUUCAAUAAUUAGGCUACAAAUGUAACCAACAUCGGAAAGCUAAAUUUAAAAAAAAAACCACAAGAAAAAUGAAAAUAUUAAAAAUGUGUAAAUUCUAACAGCUUUCCCAAGAGACCCCCCUUAAUAAGAGUUAUGAAAACAGAAUUUUUAUCUGAUAACAAAAUGAUUAAUUAAUAAAAAUAAUAAAUUAUUUUACAAUAUAUUUGGGAAUUCCAUUUAAAUUGAAUUGACGCAUGGAAAGCCCCUUUGGAAAAAUUAACAAAUCAGUGGCAAUUUAAUGAAGAUUCUCUCAAGAUGAGAUUUCUUCUUGAGAUUUCCAUAGUGUCUGGACAAUUUCUUGUUCAUGGUGUGUUUUAUAUAUAGUUUUGGAAGAUGUUUGGAGAUUUCUUUUGUCAAGAUGUGCCGAAACAUGGAUGUUGGCUAAAAAUAGCAAAAAAUCCGGUUGUUGUCCAGUGUUGAGGUGAAGAUUUGAUGAUGAUGAAAAAAUCUAUUAAAAUUACCUCUAGGAGCCUCUGUGUGGUUUUGAAGACAGAUACGUGACUACAUAUUUAUUUUUUUAAUCUGUGAGAGAUAUGGAAGUUAUUUUUUUCUAAGAAUCUUUAAAAAGAAAAAACUUUAAUUUUUUUUUCAAUGCUAAAGGAAAAGAAGAUUCUUCGUAAAGUUUUAAUUGAAACACUGUUCUCUAAAACAUUUAGUGAUUUUUAUAGGUGUCUUAAAAAUCACUUCUUGGCUCUACAUCAUUGAAUUUCUUAUAUGUAAAUGGAAUAUAUCUAGACGGUCGUGCUGUGGCUUUUGCGUCAAUUGACACACAAUCAUUUUAUCAAAAUGGCAAAGAAAUAUUGAUGAAAAGCUUGUUUUCUUGAUGUUAGAUUCGGUUAGGGGAUAAAGUUAAAUGACCUUUUGCUUGAUGAUUUCACGAGAUGACCGGUGUGGUGUCAAAAGAUGUGCGGUAGAGAGGUUUAAAUGGGAUUUUAUGGUGCGAAUCUUACGAUACCUUGAUUUGUUUUCAAGAUAAGAUGUUGAAUUUUAAAAAUGAACGCAAAAUCAAAUGAUAUUUACUACGAAUGAAGAAUUAAUUUUAAAUAAAUUAAAUAUUCAUUUAAUCUCUUAGUUAAUGAUCUUUCAAUGUCAAUCAGUCUUUUUUGAUUAGUUUGUCAUUUUGGGUUCUUGGUUCUCUGUUCUCUAUGAGUCAUAUGUGAUUGAAUUUUUUUUGUCAAUUCUUUCGUGUUCUUUGUGUUAAGAAAAAAAUCAUCUAUUAAAAAGUUUCACAAAGAAUUUUGUAGAAAGCACACUCAUGAAUUUUUUCAUUUAAAAAAAAAAGAGAGAAUAAUUUUAAGAAAAAGGAAAAUAAAUUGCUGAAAUGCGUUUGAAAAAAAAAUGUUGUGCCCAAUUUGUAGUUCAAGGGAAAAGAGGAACAAACGCAUCAAUUGGGAGCACUUUCGCGGGAAAGUCCGGGGAAAACCGUCUGUGUAAGAAAUAUUGUAACCUGAGUGAAAUCCGGAAAUGUCAGGUUCAUCAUUCAUGAUAUCAUUCGUUUGUAUGGAGGCAAAUAAUGUUGCACUGUGGUGUAUUUUAUGUGGGUAUAUCUCUGCUGAAAGCACUCCCUGUGAUUUUACUGAACUCGUCACAAUUUCAACGUGAUGUAAUAUUGUAAGUUAUUGACAAUAUUUUUACGUUAAGAUUUUCUUUUUAUGUUCUAUGUUAUGUAUGAAAGUUUUUUCAUUAAAUAUCUAUGCUAAUGCUCCAUUGAAGAUUGUAAGUAAAGACCUUUUAUGAUUAUCGUAUAUAGAAAGAGAUAAAAAAACACAAACGUGACGUCAUUAAUUGUGUUUUUUCGACAAGUCUUUGUCGGCUUUUUACAAAUGAUCCCAGAAGAGGAAAAUUUCGUUGGUGAUUUCUUUUCUUACUGUUUUGUUGAUGAUUUCUUUAUAUUUUGAUUUUCCAUCGCACUACGCGUAUCCGGAUUGAUACAAAAACGAAUAAACUGCUUUUGAACAAGUAAAUUUUUCAUUUAUUGGACUUGGAUUAAAUCUUUUGAUCAGAAAAUUAGGAUUUUGGUCAAAAGAAUUUGUUUUUUUUUGUAGCUUAAAUUAAGAAGUUUAUAUACACUCAUCGGUACAGGUUGGCCCGUACGUUGUUGUAUUCCAAGAGUCCCCUCUAACUACUCCUUCAAAAAGAAGAACAAUAGUGAUUGUACUGUAAAGAACUCCCUCUUAUACCAUAAAAAUCAGAGAUUUCUGUGUAGUAGAACACAAUUGAAUUCUUUUUCUAAUAAUUAUAGAGUAUAUUUGACAUUUGACGAUUAUUUUACGAGCAUACAGCAAUGCUCAAUGCUUUCCAUUGUAAUAGUUUUUGACGCACAUUCACAAUGAUACGAAUAAUAUGUAAAAACACUCCCGCGAGAUUUUUUUUUUAACAUGGUGUAAAUUGGUAUUGAGAGACGUAACACUCUACCGGAUUUUUGUGGGUUCUUUUGAAUGGCAAAAUGAGAUGAGAGAAUAUUAUUUUUCGAUUGUAAAACUACCUACCUCACACAACACUAGCAAUUUCCACCUGAGGUGUAUUUUCUCCUUUUCUCACCUGGUGUAAAUGUUAUAUGGGGGGAUCUGUGUGUGAAUGAGUACGAUGGCUUGAUGAUUGGAGGAAGUAUAUGGCAUUUGGUGGUCUCAUGGGGGGGGGGGGGGGGGAGAGGGCAUAGUGGAGGGAAAUGUGAGUGAAAUCUGGCAGUGUAGCUGAGAGUACUGAUGAGCCACAAAGCAGCAGUUGCUUCUCACCUCUGGUCGUGGAAAGAUGACUGCCUGAUAUCGCUUAAAAAUAAGAGAAGAGUUUUAAUAAACAAAUCACCAGUCAUUUUUUAAAUUUUAAAUUAAUAAGUAAACGUGAUAAGUGCACAGAGAGACUUGAACAUCAACUGGAUUUAUAUAUUUUGUGAAUUAGGGAAUAUCUUCUGAGACUGAUUAUUAUUUUAUUAUACAAAUCUAUACGUUUUUUUUAAAGAAUUUUUUUUUAAAUAGAAGUUGUUUGAAUUUAAAAGUUCCUUGUUUAGAAAUAAUUUGUUUCAAAAGUAUAACGAAGUUUUUUUUUGGUGUAACCUCUAAUUAAUUCGAGGAAUUUUUUAUUAAUAUUAUUUUCUCAGGAAAUUCUUGUUUUUCAUCGAAAAAAGAAAAACUUUUUAAUUUUUUUUUAAAUCUCACAAAGUGAAAGCACUUGACGCGCGUGAGUUGAUUUAAGGGGGAGAUUUUCCCAUUUUGUGAAGAGAGGAAAAAAAAAUAUUAAGAAGAAGUGUUGCAGUGAAAAUCCCCAUUGAGAUUAUCUCUCCAAUAAGUACUUGUGUGUUUGUGUAUGUGGGGGCUUUUUUUUACAUGAAAUUAUUUGUGUUUAUUUUUUCGUCUUGUGGCAUUCAAAUGAAACAUACGACGGUGUUGGCUCAAUGAAAUUUGGAUUAAUGGAGCGAGUGCCCGGAUCUUGAAGCGGAUGUAGAGAGUCGAUGUCAUUCAAAAUCUCUCUCUCCCUCUCUUACUCUUUCACCCAAUGCCAUACCAUCUCACUCUAGUACAUGCUACAAAGUGAUUGUGUGGAAGAAGUUGAUUACCAAAAAAUAAAAAAUAAAAAUAAACAUAGAUCUGCUCAUCUUGGCUAAUUUUUUAUGUGCCAAUAUUCCUGAUUCUGUGCUGUGUUUUAACUAUAUAUGUGAAUUGCAACGAGAUCCACUCAUCACCUAGCAAAAGGAGCAAAUUGAGGAUCUUUUUCUUAAUAUAAAAUUCUUCAGAAAAAUUCUACUGCAGAUACGAAGAGUUUAUUAUGCAUAAAAUUCUUGUUUCACGUUCAAGUGAUAAGCACUACAUUGAAUCCCUGUGUGUGGCUGAGGCAGAAGAUAGUAGCUACGAUUCAGAUUGCGAAGUUGAUGAUUCACAUCAGCAGGUGUCACGAACAACGAGUGAUACACUGGGUCAGGAGUUUGCUGAAUAUGUGAGCAGUUGUGGUGGUGCGGCACCGGAACGUUCACCCGGUUAUACGGCACGUGUGGAGUUUGCCCUGAAAUUGGGGUACACGGAGCGCCUUGUGCAGGCAGCAUUGGCACGUUUGGGACCCAAUCCGGCACAGAAUGAACUUCUGGCGGAGCUGAUAAAACUAGGGGCGCUACAUGGGACAAAAAGUGGGGAUUUUGCAAGUGAACCCACACACAGUGAUUCCUUGGCAGCAUGUGGAGCAGUUGCUGCGGCAUUGGAGGUGCCUGAUGAUGGGGGUGCAGCAACAAAUGGACUGAGACCCAUUGUUAUCGAUGGGAGUAAUGUGGCUAUGAGCCAUGGGAAUAAGCAAGUGUUCUCCUGUCGUGGCAUUAAGUUGUGUGUGGAUUGGUUUAGGAAUCGUGGGCAUACGGAUAUUACGGUGUUUGUGCCAAAAUGGCGAAAGGAAGCAUCUCGCCCGGAUCAUCCAAUACGCGACCAGGAGAUCCUGCAUGAGCUCGAGAGGGAACGAAUGCUCGUCUUUACGCCAUCACGUCUUAUUGGUGGGAAACGAAUGGUCUGUUACGAUGAUCGCUACAUUCUCAAGCUUGCAGCUGAGAAUGAUGGCAUCGUUGUGUCCAAUGACAACUAUCGUGACCUAAUACAGGAGAGUUCGGAAUUUAAGAAGGUUUCCGAGGAGCGUGUACUCAUGUAUUCCUUUGUGAAUGAUCGCUUCAUGCCACCAGAUGAUCCUCUAGGUCGUGCUGGACCUACACUUGAUAAUUUCCUUCGAAUUCAGCCAAAAAAAGGUGAGCCUCCACCUCCUUGUCCGUACGGCAAGAAGUGUACGUAUGGCAAUAAAUGCAAAUACCAUCAUCCAGAACGUGGUAGUGGACCACACAAGUCCGUCACGGAGCGUCUUUCGGAGUAUGCAGCACGACAUUUACCUGUACGUGCUGGUGAGGGUCGUACACCUGUUCAGGGAAAAUCUCUUAGUGUUCCAUUGAGUAGUAGUGGGGAAACAAGUCCUGUGAGUGGUGAUGGGCGACGGAAGCCACUUAGUAGGACACGUUCGAGUGUAUCCGAGUGCCCAAGUGCAGCAGCAGCAGCAGCUCCAACGUCAUUUGGUGUGUGUGAGCAACAGCCACAGUUAGCACCACAAAUGCCAUAUGCAGCAACACCCAAUCAACACAAUUGGGAUGCCACGGGCUUCCCAAAAUCUCACAGUAUUGAGAAUUUACCACGUGAGGGUUUCCCAAGUGGUGGUGGGCAACACUACCCGGGGGCGCAGCAAAUGUGGACGAGACAGGGGGCAGGUAGUAGCAAAGAUGAUGGGGAUGGGGUGAAUUUGCAUAGGAAACUCCAGAGGCAGCUUACACUCAAUCCAGCUGGGUGUGAUCCGAGAAUUUAUCAAAUUCAACGAAUGGGUGGCAUUUGUCCGGCAACGAGUCAACAACAGCAACCGGCACAUGCAUCACAUAGACCCGUAGCACCGUCCCUCAGUGGACCACGUACACCACACUGCCCAACCCAAUGGGAUCUUCAUCAGAAUGUAACGAGAAAUGCUUCAGCUCCUGAUCCUGCGAGACCAUGGCACGGUGGACCACCACCAGCUUCGUCAUCGGAGCCCCAUUUGUGGUCACAGCAGCAGCAGCAGCUACGGAUCCCUGUGGGACCACCACCGGCACAAUCGUCCUCAGCUGUUGAUCAGCGACGACGGUUGCAUUACCAUCUGGCCAGCAUCUUUCCCGAGGAACAGGUGAAGAUUGUAAUGCAAAUGUAUCCAGAUGAGACGAAUCCACAAAAAAUUUGUGCUGCCAUUCUCAAUAUGUUCCCAAAAAUGUGAAUUUAAUCGAUCAUUUUGGGUGGGAAUGAUGGGUUUUUCCACAACAUAUAUACGCAUUAUCUGGCAACACAGACAGCAACAACAACAAAAUGGAAUUCCCCAUUCUUGGAUGCAAAAAUUCUUGAAUUGAAAUGAUGACCAUGCUUCAGCUGUUUAAGGUGAGAUUGUUGACUUCUUUCCGUGUUUUUGUUUUAUUCUCUAAUUUUUGUAUUGUCGGAAAAAAAAAACAGAAGAGCAUUGACACGCACAAAGAGAGUAAAAUAUUAUUUAAAAAUUAAAUUGUUGAGAGUUUCCUUUGAUCCUUUCGUGCGAGAAGGAUUCCAAGAGAGACACUGAGAAGCUUUUCAGUAGAAAGAAGCUUCGCUGGUAAAAUAAAAAUGUUUGUGGUUCAAAAUUUAGAGAAUGUUCAGUUGAAGAAAAAUUUCAACAGGGAACAUCAACAUAAUUUCAUUUUAAUAUGAAGAAAUAAAAAAUAAAAUUAAAUGAUUUUUUAUACUGUAACUUCAUAUUGGAGUAACUGUAGGUAAAGCUAAUUUGUUGAAUCAUUUUCUCAUGUUUAUCACAAGAAAAGUAAAGAAUUAUUUAGCCUUCAAAUUCCACGAUGAUGGGCCCAUAGGACCUAGCUUAUGUUUGGGAAACAAAUUUAUUUUUUUCUUUCCAACUCAAACGAAUUAUAAAAUGUUGACAAAAAUAUGCCAAUUUGUAGAUGAAGGGAAAAAAAGAUUUUUCCACUGUUCUUGUUUCCAUUAUUAAAAAAUAAAUACUUUAUUGCCAAUUUGUUUUUCUUUUUUUUUUAAUUGAAAAAAAAAUACAUUCUCGCUGAGAUCAGAAAGAGAAAAAAAAAUGAAAAAGAAAAAUAUUCAUUCUGUAAUGGAAAAAAAAAGAAAUAUUGAAGAAGAAUAUAUUGAUAAAAGAAGUUAACAAAGAAUGCAGCAGCUUUUGACUUAUAUACAUUUUUUUAAUUGUUAUCUAUAGAUAGAUUUAUUGUACUGAUUGUGUAAUGAAAUGAAAAGAAAUUAGUAAGAGAUCUUUACAUGAAAAAAAAACUUAUAGUCGUAGAAAAAAAUAAAAAAAACAGCUAAAAUGUAACAAAAAUAUUACGAUGAAAUUCUAUAAUUAAGCUAUUUUCGAAAAUUAUUAAUUUCUCUAAAAAUUAACUUCCUUUCAAUGAAAAUAUAGAGUGAACCAGGUCCUUCAAAUGAAGGACACCUUACGAUUUUUCAUUGAAUUUUAAUAUUACUGCAUCAGAGCCAUCUACAUGGAUAGCUUUGUAAGUUUUCUGAGGUUAUGUGGAAUGAAGAAAAAAAUGGCUGAAUUAUAGAAUUUCAUUUUUAAAUCAUCACAAAAAUCCCUCAAUAGAAAAUUGCACUUUUAUAUUGAAAUUAAAAAAGAAAAGAGAACAAUUUAAAUAAAUUAAAAUUUUCAGUGUCAGACACUGAAUUGUUAAAAAAAAACUGACCAAAAAUGAGAUAAAUGCAUUCUUUCUUUACAAUUUUUCACAGUAUUUUUGACUUUUCUGUCUUUCAAAAAAAUGUGAAAAUAUUGAAAUAAGAGGAAUAUUUUGUUUCUUUUAAAUAAAUUUGAAAAAAAAAUGAGGAAGCAAUCUUCGCUAAGGUAAAGUUCUGUCAACUUUUUGACAGAACAACGCAUCUGUCAAACAUUUGACAGAACUUUACAAACCAUAUAGGCUUCCUUAGAAAAAAAAAACAGUUAUAUCGAAGAAUUUAAAUGGCCAGAAAAUUGUGUAUAGGAGAUUAUCAAAAUGUGAUCUCAUGAUGAUUUUCGUGAAAUAACAUUAAAUAAAAAAAAUAUUGAGCUCCAAUAUAAAUUAUAAUUUGAUACUCUAAAUGUAUCUCAAAGAUGAUGAAAAAAAAUAUUAAUUGUUAAUGUAAAAAACAUAUAAAAGAAAAUAUUAGUGCUCCCUAUUAAUGAUGGUUCUAUAAGAAUAUCGACGUGACAUUGAUGUGAAUGAAAAAUGUAACAUUUUUUAGUGUUUAAGCCCUCAUCAAAUUGUUUGAUACUGUGUAUCAAAAUUCCUCGUUUUGUGGACAUUUUGUUCUCCUUCUUCAGCAUCUUUUUAACACCUACUACACACAUCAACUUCCUCCUCCCCUUCCCUUCCUGGAAAAUCCUUUAGAAGAUGAUACAACAUUAUAUAGAGAGUCAGAGAGUCAUUCCCUUUGUUUUGUGUCCCUGUAAAAAGUACUCAAAAAGAGGGUACAAAAAGAUGCUUUUUGAGAAGAAGAAAAAGAAAAGCAUCACCAUCCAAAAUUAAAUGUUUUAGAUCCCAUAUUGAGAAUAAGAGAAAAAAAAAAGGAAAACAAAAGAAGAGAGAAGAAGGAAGAUUUUGGACACAAAUAUACGAGGAGUAAAUGCCAGAAAUUUAGUAAAAAGAAAAAAAAAAACGUUGAACAAGACGUGGAAAUUUUACAAGAACACAAAAAAUCUAGGAGAACUAUGUGAAGAAAUUAAAUAAAAA
This is a messenger RNA of Lutzomyia longipalpis, 8376 nucleotides long. RefSeq names its product endoribonuclease ZC3H12A (gene Regnase-1). Gene Ontology annotation, cellular component: nucleus; cytoplasmic ribonucleoprotein granule. Lineage: Eukaryota; Metazoa; Arthropoda; Insecta; Diptera; Psychodidae. Bases 3906 to 5897 code for a protein of 663 amino acids. The transcript is spliced from 5 exons. The record is from RefSeq and is a predicted model, not a curated record. Gene Ontology annotation, molecular function: metal ion binding; mRNA binding; RNA endonuclease activity.